Diospyros lotus (date-plum) is the source of this 4008-nucleotide messenger RNA. Its product is annotated as probable ATP-dependent DNA helicase CHR12. Lineage: Eukaryota; Viridiplantae; Streptophyta; Magnoliopsida; Ericales; Ebenaceae. The record is from RefSeq and is a predicted model, not a curated record. The coding region runs from base 215 to 3502 and encodes 1095 amino acids. The transcript is spliced from 12 exons. Gene Ontology annotation, molecular function: ATP binding; ATP-dependent chromatin remodeler activity; histone binding. Gene Ontology annotation, biological process: positive regulation of transcription by RNA polymerase II. Gene Ontology annotation, cellular component: nucleus.
UCAACCAACGAGCGUCGAGCGGGCGGGGCCGCAAGCGAGCGAGAGAGAGAGAGCUCAGUUUUCAAUCUCAGCAUGGAACAGACAUAUUCACAGAUGUAUCUGUAGAUAUACGUAUACACACACAUAUAUACUUGAAGGUUACAAAGUCUUUCAAAUUAUCCAAUCACUACAAUCCUCCGAUCUUCUUCUCCGAGAGGGAGAGACGUUUCGCGCCAUGGUGGCUCAGGUGGAGAGACCCUCCAGUGACGACCUCGACGCCGGCGACUGCUUGGAGAAGACCAAGACCUUGAUCGGCGCUCUCAAUAUCAUCUCGCGUGACCUCCCUCUUCCCCGAGACGUCUACGACGCCGUAGUCUCUAUCUACCGGGGCGACGAUGCUGACUGCGGGGCCGACGCCGUUAACGGCGGCGGCGUUGGGGAAUCUGGUGGCAAUGCCGUCGAGAAUGUUUCGGUUGGUUGUGGCAUUGCAAAACAAGGAGACUUGAUGAUGAACCUUGGGGAUGCCCUAAACAAGCACCGACCAAAUUGUAUGUCUGGUUCUCGAUUGGCAGAAUUAAGAGACACUCGUUUGCAGAGCCACAUCCAGCAGCGUGUGACAGAACUUGAAGAAUUGCCUUCAAGCAGAGGCGAGGACAUGCAGUCAAAGUGCUUGCUUGAACUCUAUGGACUGAAGCUUGCAGAGUUGCAGAGAAAGGUUCGCUAUGAUGUGAGUUCAGAGUACUGGCUCCGUCUACACUGUGCAUAUCCUGACAAGCAAUUGUUUGAUUGGGGCAUGAUGCGGUUGCGUCGUCCUCUAUAUGGUGUUGGAGAUGCUUUUGCGAUGGAAGCUGAUGAUAACCUGAAGAAAAAGCGUGAUGCUGAGAGACUAUCAAGGUUAGAAGAGGAGGAAAAGAAUCUUGUUGAGACUAGGAAGAGGAAAUUUUUUGCAGACUUGCUUAAUGCAGCACGUGAACUCCAAUUGCAAGUACAAGCAGCUCAGAAACGCCGGAAACAAAGGAAUGAUGCUGUUCAGGCGUGGCAUGGAAGACAAAGGCAACGUGCUACACGGGCUGAGAAGUUGAGGUUUCAAGCCCUGAAAGCUGAUGAUCAGGAAGCUUACAUGAAAAUGGUGGAGGAGAGUAAGAAUGAACGGUUGACCAUGCUCCUAGGGAAAACUAAUGAUCUCCUAGUUCGCCUGGGAGCUGCUGUCCAACGUCAAAAAGAUGCUGAACAUGAUGGAAUCGGACCCUUGAAAGACUCAGAUGCUGACUUGCCUGAUUUGUCUGCUUCAAAGAGUGGAACUCCUGGGGAUUCCCUUCCUGAGGAAGAUGCUGACUUGGUUGACACUGAAUCCAGCCUCCGUGUUAAGACAGGGGAUCUACUUGAAGGCCAGCGACAGUAUAACUCAGUUAUUCAUUCAAUUCAGGAAAAGGUAAUAGAGCAACCUUCCAUGCUUCAAGGUGGAGAACUGAGGCCCUACCAGUUGGAAGGGCUACAGUGGAUGCUGUCUUUAUUCAAUAACAAUCUGAAUGGAAUCUUGGCAGAUGAAAUGGGGUUAGGCAAGACAAUCCAAACGAUUUCCUUGAUUGCUUAUCUCGUGGAAAACAAGGGUGUCACUGGGCCUCACUUGAUUAUAGCCCCAAAGGCUGUACUACCAAAUUGGGUUAAUGAGUUCUCAACCUGGGCUCCUAGUAUUGUUGCAGUGCUCUAUGAUGGGCGUCUAGAUGAAAGAAAGGUAAUAAGGGAAGAAUAUUCAGGAGAGGGAAAAUUCAAUGUCCUCAUCACACACUAUGAUCUUAUUAUGAGAGACAAGGCAUUUUUGAAGAAAAUACAUUGGUACUACAUGAUUGUUGAUGAAGGACACAGGUUAAAGAAUCAUGAAUGUGCUCUUGCAAGGACUAUUGUUUCAGGCUACCGGAUACGCCGCAGGCUUCUAUUAACUGGCACUCCUAUACAGAAUAGUUUGCAGGAGUUAUGGUCCUUACUCAAUUUUCUCCUUCCUACCAUUUUUAACUCUGUCGAGAAUUUCGAGGAUUGGUUUAAUGCACCCUUUGCCGAUCGAUGUGAUGUUUCCCUGACAGAUGAAGAAGAACUAUUGAUCAUUCGUCGUCUGCACCAAGUUAUAAGGCCAUUUAUAUUGAGGAGGAAGAAAGAUGAGGUGGAGAAGUACCUUCCUGGGAAAACACAGGUCAUAUUAAAAUGUGAUAUGUCCGCAUGGCAGAAAGUAUACUAUCAGCAAGUCACAGAUCUAGGGAGGGUUGGACUGGGAACUGGAUCUGGGAAGUCCAAGAGUCUACAAAACCUGUCAAUGCAGCUCAGGAAGUGUUGUAAUCACCCUUACCUAUUUGUGGGAGAAUAUAAUAUGUGGCGCAAGGAAGAGAUUAUUAGAGCAUCGGGGAAAUUUGAGCUACUUGAUCGUUUGCUACCAAAACUCCGCAGAGCAGGACACAGAGUCCUCCUUUUUUCACAAAUGACCCGUCUGAUGGACAUUCUUGAAAUUUAUUUGCAGCUUCAUGAUUUCAAAUAUCUUAGACUUGAUGGCUCAACAAAAACUGAGGAAAGAGGAACUCUACUAAAGCAAUUCAAUGCUCCUGAUUCUCCUUACUUCAUGUUCCUUUUGAGCACUCGUGCUGGGGGACUUGGUCUGAAUUUACAAACAGCAGAUACCGUGAUCAUUUUUGACAGUGACUGGAACCCCCAAAUGGAUCAACAGGCAGAAGAUAGGGCACAUCGUAUUGGACAAAAGAAGGAAGUUAGAGUUUUUGUUUUGGUUAGUGUUGGAUCAAUUGAGGAGGUAAUUUUGGAGCGUGCAAAACAGAAGAUGGGUAUUGAUGCUAAGGUCAUCCAGGCAGGGCUGUUCAACACAACCUCCACAGCCCAGGACCGAAGAGAGAUGCUGGAGGAGAUCAUGCGAAGAGGUACAAGCUCACUUGGGACUGAUGUACCAAGUGAAAGGGAAAUUAACCGUCUUGGAGCACGUUCUGAUGAGGAGUUCUGGCUGUUUGAGAAAAUGGACGAGGAGAGAAGGCGGCAGGAGAAUUACAGAUCUCGUCUUAUGGAAGAACAUGAGGUACCAGAUUGGGCAUAUACUGCACCAGAAAAUAAGGAAGGCAAAGGCAAAGGGUUUGAUCAUGAGAUCAGCAAGCUCACUGGAAAGAGAAGAAGAAAAGAGGUGGUUUAUGUGGAUACACUUAGUGAUUUACAGUGGAUGAAGGCCGUGGAGAACGGUGAGGACGUAGCAAAGCAUUCUUCCAGAGGAAAAAGGAGGGAGCAUCUUCCUACCACAGGCAGUGACAUUGUGAGUUAUAGUGCAGGGGAGGAGAGGAAAGUAUCAGAAGUGAAGAGCGAAAACAUGUCCAUGGCAAGCGAGGGAACCAGCGAAGAUACUGCCAGUUUGAACUUGAGGAGGUCCAGAAGUGAGAUGGAAUAUCCCCAGAAAACACAAUAUCAGGGCAUUGAGGGCAGUGGCUAUAUGUUGAACUGGAAGCCUUAUAAACGGAAAAGAUCAAGCUUAGCAUCCUGAAAAGUGCUGAAUCUAGGGCUAGAGAUGAAUUGCUAACAACACGGGACUUGGAUAGAAGUGUGUUUGAAGUAGCGUGGUGAAAACACUGAUGUAUAGCCUGGCUUGUUAUAACUUGAGCAACUCAAACUCAUUCUCCGGCGCUUUGCUUCUUCAGUGCUCCUGGUUGCAGCUAUUCCAUGUUCUUCCUACACUUGUCCAUUGAUUGGCUGCCCUCAGCAGUUGUUAUAUGUCUUUGCAUGAUAGUUGGAAUGUAAAGCUGUUACAUUUAUGAAAUGGAGCUGUAUUUGCCUCCAAAUUCAUGAUUUGCUAGAGCUAACAUAAAAUAAUCAUAUAGAAUUUGUUUUACCUAAUUUGCAUGGGCUGUGCCAUACUCACACAACACCUUGAUUGUGGGAUUUGGUUGAUGGCAACAAUUUGAUUGCUCUAGCUAUUGGUUGUUCUGCUUUGCAUGGAACUUAAAGUGAUUGCCUAAUGCUUCAAUAAUAGAGCUUAAAGGUGGAAGAGUU